Amaranthus tricolor (Joseph's coat) is the source of this 754-nucleotide messenger RNA. Its product is annotated as NADH dehydrogenase [ubiquinone] 1 beta subcomplex subunit 10-B. NCBI's taxonomy places the organism in Eukaryota, Viridiplantae, Streptophyta, Magnoliopsida, Caryophyllales, Amaranthaceae. The record is from RefSeq and is a predicted model, not a curated record. Bases 109 to 429 code for a protein of 106 amino acids. The transcript is spliced from 3 exons.
GGGCUCAUAACUCAUAAUUCAUAAGAUAUACCUUUCGUUCCAAACAGUCUUGACUUUGGCAACCCCAGAAACCUGCAAAUUUCAUUUUUACACCGAAGAGAAAGAGAGAUGGGUCGUAAGAGCUUGAAGGUAGAGUUCGAUGAAUCGCCGCCAGAUGACUUCGAUCCAGAAAACCCUUACAAAGAUCCAGUCGCCAUGCUGGAGAUGAGGGAACAUUUAGUUAGAGAAAAAUGGAUCGACAUUGAAAAAGCUAAAAUCCUACGUGAGAAGCUUAAAUGGUGUUACCGUAUUGAAGGUGUUAAUCACCUCCAGAAAUGUCGUCACCUUGUUCAUCAGUAUCUUGAGUCGACUCGUGGGGUUGGUUGGAACAAGGAUUCUCGUCCUCCUUCCCUUCAUGGUCCCAAAGUGGAAGCUGUUGAAGCUGAAUGAUUAUGGCUUUCUGCUCGCAUUAUUUUGAGGUUCAGAUCACUAAUCCCAGAACCGUGAGGGCUAUAGGAUAAGGAUGUAAUGGCUAUACUACUGGUGGCCUGUUGAAUUUUAUUCUGUGUAGUUUGGUCCUUAAACUGUGUAGAUGUUGAUGGAUUUGGUUUUGAAUAAAUUGUUUUUGUUUCUGGCAAUGGGCUAUGUAGUUUCAUAGCACUGGUGGAUGUAGCACACCUUUCAUACUUAUAAAUGAGCUCCUUCACCCACCUUUCCUUUCUUAUAUUGUGCAUUCAUUUCAAGAUUCUAUCUGAAAUAUGUGUCUCUAAAUUGA